Messenger RNA from Anisakis simplex (herring worm), 266 nucleotides. The record is from the annotation of a GenBank genome assembly. Lineage: Eukaryota; Metazoa; Nematoda; Chromadorea; Rhabditida; Anisakidae.
CGCCAGAUGGUACGGCCGUAUUGGAGAAACAAGAUACGGAGGAUGAAUAUUUGGGUGUUGGCGGUGGUACUGGAACAGGAUCACGAUCCAAUUCCAUAUCGUCGUUCCAAUCGAUUCAUUCGGCGAUGCACUCUGAUAGCAAUGUUGCAUCUGAACGAUCCGUGAAACGAACCAAUUCAAGACCUCCAAUACCAGCGCAUAUGUUAAACACACAAACAGCAUCUUCGUCGAAUGGUGGUGAAAAACACACUGAAAAAACUGUCGAU